AUGUCGGCCAAUAAUUUGUUCUCCGGGAAGGACCUAUUGAGACAGAUCUCUGAGUUCUACCACGAGCUCAAGAGAAUAGAGGUCGGAAGUAAGACUCCCGUCGAAGAAGAGGCCGAGAAGGAGGUCAACAAUGUAGCUGAAAGCCCUCAACAAGAUAGCAAGCUUCUGAUCCCAAACAAACUGAAGAGUGUGAUCGAGAAAUCAACAUUUCCGAAGGACGUCAGAGCAAAUCCUCCGACACCACAAUGUUUCCCUUACCCUCGCGACGUAAAGAAUGCAAAGGCUAUUGCUAACGGACGAUCCCCUCUCAACAGCAAGCCAGAAAGGACAGUUCUUCAAGAAGAUUCUUGUUCUUCAUGGCAGAAGCACGUUGCGCAGCUCCACGCCCAGCUACUCAUCACCGGAUCGCUCUCCCACUCCCCGUCCACCACUUGUUUGCUAAAAUGCCUCACAGAAGUCUCCUCCGUCUCACACUCCUACGUUCUCGGCUUCUUCUCUCGAAUUCCAGAUCCCUCCACCUUUCAGUGGGACACCAUCAUCUGGGCAUGUUCUUCUCAUCAUUUCCCUCGAGAGUCCCUCAAUUUGUUCCGUAAAAUGCGUCAGAAAAGCAUGACGCUAGACACCUACACAUUUCAGUUCAUGUUCAAGUCCUGCGGCCUUGCAGGCUCAGCCUUGGAAGGGCAAAUGGUGCAUGCUCUGUUUGUCAAGCAUUUUCCUGACUGUGACGUAUCGAUUGAUAUGAAAGAUGUUGUAUCCUGGACGACGAUAAUCGGGGGACUAAUGAAAUCUCGGUUCAUGGAUGAUGCUCGGAAGCUGUUCAAUGAAAUGCCUAUGAGACAUGUGGUUUCUUGGACAAGUUUGAUAGCCGACCAUGCUAAAGAUGGAAGGGCUUCAAAGGCCGUUUGGGGUGUUCAAAGAGAUGAAAUUGUCAUCGAUAAGAGAAUUGGUGUGAGCAGCAAUCUUGUUGUUGCACUAAUCAAUAUGUAUGCAAAAGGUGGAAGCAUUAAGUCCGCUCGUCAGAUCUUCGAUUCAAUGAACAACAAGAUUGCACCAGCAUGGAAUGCCAUCAUCGAUGGGUACGGUAAGAUUAGCGAUAUCGACAUAGCUCGAUCCUUAUUUGAGAAAAUAAAUGCUCCUAAUAUCAUCUCAUUUAACUCAAUGAUCACCGAAUACAUACAUGGAGGUAGACUUAAUGAGUCAUUGCAGUUAUUUUCAAAGUUACGAGCAUCUGGCUUGCAACCUGAUAAGUUCACAGUAGUCAGCUUGCUCACAACUUAUGCUAGUUUAGGUUCACUAAGCCAAGGCAAGAUCUUGCAUCCUCACAUUGAAGAGUGUUUCGUAAACCAGAUGUCAUUGGAUUUUAACUGUCAUUGUCCCUUAUGUGGAGGUGGUUUAUUUGCUCGAUUCACUUAA
Zingiber officinale is the source of this 1413-nucleotide messenger RNA. RefSeq names its product putative pentatricopeptide repeat-containing protein At5g37570. The record is from RefSeq and is a predicted model, not a curated record. The transcript has 7 exons. Gene Ontology annotation, molecular function: protein binding; RNA binding. The coding region runs from base 1 to 1413 and encodes 470 amino acids. Lineage: Eukaryota; Viridiplantae; Streptophyta; Magnoliopsida; Zingiberales; Zingiberaceae. Gene Ontology annotation, biological process: RNA modification.